AGAAUAUAUAAUACAUCAAUAUAAUGGAACUUAAAAUAUACAAAAAGUUGGAGAUGUUUAAUUAAGUCCUGAAAUGACAUAAAGCAGCUGUCAGCUGGUCUGUUUGUAGAAAAUACCGCACAAAGAUUACUCUUUUCAGAGGAAGCGGUCAACAAUAACCAUUGUUUGGCUGUUUUUCUGCCAUACCGCUCAUUAGAAUUACCAAGCAAGUGUCUUCGGAACAUUUAAAGCAAUCCCCUUUAAGAAUUGCUGCCUUCGAUUGCAAUGGAGAACUGGUUCGUCAUUUCAGGCUGGUUACUUUCAGUUGCAACAGCAACAGGAAACGGCUUUGUAGUUUUUCUUGUCGCCAAAAAUCGCCGUCUUCAUUCAUCGGCCAACUGGUUCAUUCUUUCCUUGGCAGUGGCAGACUUUGGGGUCGGAAUCGCCGUUUUCCCAUCGAGUUAUUUUUGCUAUGACUCAAUGGCGUGUAACUUUAGUGUGUACAUGGCAUUCUUCUGGUUCUUCCUCCACUCUUCAGUCACAAAUCUUUGCACCUUGACUUGGGAUCGUUACAUCGCCAUCGUUCAUCCUUUCAGAUACCAUAACUCAAUGACAAAAAGACGCCCUAGAAUUGUUAUCUUAACAGCGUGGUUGAUUCCCUUGGCGAUUGCGCUGUCACUUUUGGUGGGAAUUUAUGCUACAGAGUCCAAAACUGUUCUGAAACUUUUAAGAGCAACAGGCGUCUCUGCUUUUGACAUCAUAAGCUCCGCGCUGCUCUUUUAUGCUGUUUUUCGUAUUUUAGCUGUGGCACGUACUAAAUCGCGUCAAGAAUCUGCGAUAGGACGACAGGUUGAGUCCAGCUCUGCCAGUUACACGUCAGCUGGAGCUGCACCUCCUCGCAGACGAAAGAAAUACAGCUCGGCUCCCUUGAUAAUUGCUUUAGUCGUGUUCUUCCUGGUAUGCUACUCAGUAGUAAAUUUCUUGGUUCUGUGCAAUACGUUUUCAUGCCUGGGGUCUGACAGCGCUAGCGCUACUGGGCAGAUCCUCAAUUUACUUCUGGUUCUGAACUCCGCGGUGAAUCCCUUGGUUUACGCGUUUUUAAACAGGGACAUCAGAAGGCAAAUUAAAUUGAUGUUUAUUUGUAUAGAGCAUUAAAGAGUCGGAACCAUAGCAUUGGGAUGAUGAUACUUUCUUGUAAACAUAUUUUUUCCUUUGCAUUUUCUCUUGACAGGGAAGAUAGUAUUUUUUCAGUUUCGACCGCUCAAGAUUUUAAGAACAUUUAAACCGCUAAUCAGUGGCUAUUAACACCCUUUUUCCGUUCGUCAUAUCGACGAAAUCAUAUUGUAAAAAAACAAGCCCGGAAAAAUACUUCAGGUAGAUUGAAUAGACAGUGGCUGUGAGUCUCUGAAAGCGUUUAGACAUUGUUAAACCCGACAGUUGUUGUUACACAUGUACUAAAGAAUAUAACGUUGUCUGAAUAAUAUAGAUCCGGAAUUUCAAUUUGUUUUGUUUUUUUUCUUUUUUUCACUCGUAAUAUAUUUUUUUUUACUCUGAACUUUUGUCACAUAUAAGUAAACUAAACUUCAUGUGGGUAAACAACGAAAUUGAGUUUAAACCUAAAACAAAUAUUAAAACAGAAAAAUAAUUAGAUCGUAGCAGAGGAAGUGUCCAGUUCACUCCGGACCCUUUAUCAAGGAUACUAACUUAUGAUUACACAUUUGAACAAGAUAUUAUGGUUUACCAGCAAUAGGUUUCUUUUCUUGUUUCUUCUUCCCAGCUUUGAUAAUCAACUUUCAAGUUAAAACAAUAAAAUUAUAAGGCACCCAUCUGGAUAAGUUAUUUUUAGCUUCAGAUGAUUCCCUGGGUAAGUCUUUUUUUCCUUUCCUCAUUGUAUUCCACACACACCACUACAAAUUAUAGUAGGUACAAUAACUUUUGCUCAUUAUCCAACAUCUGCUCUGUCUCAUGGUUUUAGUCAAAUCAUUUUAGUGGCUCUGUACGUGGAGUAAGUGCAUUAUUAUGUAGUUUUUGUUUUGGAUAAUCUGCAUACGACAUUUAGCCUCAACUCAUGCAGCCUAUAUAUAUAAUAAAUCAAUUUUGGUACGAGGAGAACAAACAAGGCGGAAACUGACUAAACACAUGCGUGAAGCUUCGGCUUUUACAUUGUACCAUUAGCAAGUCUUAACGACAUCGAAGAGCUUCCAGUACAUGUAAAUUUCCCGAUGUUUUGAUAAGGGCUAAACUCAAUAAAUAUUACCGUUGCGGGGUAACAACGUUUCUCGUGUGAAGCUAAUCACUGGCUAUUUACCGGUUGGCGCGUUGUGAUCACCAACAUAUUCAAGUACCACUCUUACUAAAACAAAAGCUCUAGACUUAAAAGCUUUCCAAAUCAUUUAAAUUGACUGGCGAUCACCACGGAAACCAUUGAUGAACACAUGCAUGUCCGAGGGUGUGGGGCAGGGGGCCGAAAAUGCCUCUUGCCUCUCCUCCCUCCCACUCAAAGCAAUGUACCAAUUUACAACCUUGCAUCUCAACAACAUAGCGUCAUCGCUGAAUU
Messenger RNA from Orbicella faveolata, 2536 nucleotides. Its product is annotated as octopamine receptor beta-2R-like. Gene Ontology annotation, biological process: G protein-coupled receptor signaling pathway. Gene Ontology annotation, cellular component: membrane. The record is from RefSeq and is a predicted model, not a curated record. Gene Ontology annotation, molecular function: melanocortin receptor activity. Lineage: Eukaryota; Metazoa; Cnidaria; Anthozoa; Scleractinia; Merulinidae.